GCCUUGAUAAGGGCGCGAAGUUCGUUCGAACAGCUUUCUUAGACUAUACUGCAGCUUUCGACUCUGUUCCUAGGACACUUUUAUUAGGCAAGAUGAAUUCAGCACAAACAGAGUCCUGGGCAACUAGAUGGCUGUCUUCUUAUUUUAAGGAUAGGAAACAGCAUACUGUUUUGGCUGGAAAGCGCUCCACUUCCCAGCUAACUGAAAGUGGUGUGCCUCAAGGUGCAGUACUUUCUCCAUUUCUUUUCUCUUUCUUUCUGCAUGACCUUCCGAACUCACCCAAAGUUAACUUCACUAAGUAUGCUGAUGACCUGACCGUUUCUGUCCCUGUAGUUUCCACAUCGGAUUGUUCCUAUAUGAAUGGCUUCCUAGCUGAAGUUAAGGAUUGGUCUCGCUCAAAUGGUCUUAAACUAAAUCCAACUAAAUGUAACACUGUUGAUUUCAGCUUGAGAAGUGAAAAAGACAUGCAUGGAUUGAUUCAAUCUCAUGAUUGUAGUAAUAUUGAUGGUACCAUGAUUGAGAGUAAGUCAAGUGUUUCUUAUCUUGGCAUUAGUUUCUCGUCAAAUCUUUGCUGGUCGUCUCAUAUUCUUAUAGUUUCUAAGAAAGUUUUCCGUCUGACUUAUUACAUAAAGAAGUUGAGACACUCAGGUAUAACUCAAUCUCUUAUCAUACAAUUUAUUAAUUCAUGUGUUUUGCCCAUCAUUCUUUAUUGUUCUCCAUUAUUCUUCCCUGGGCUACUCAAGAAAGAUCAUAUAAUACUACGAAGAACAUUGAGGGCUGUAAGUAGGGUCAGUGCUAUCCAUUUGACUCAACUAAAUGACACUGUUGUCAAUAGGCAUAUGAAUUCGUGUAAACACUUAGCUAAAGUUAUCUUAUCUGAUAGUGAACAUCCUCUUUAUUCACAAUUGUUUCCUUGUAUCUCUUCGGGUAAGACCAGAAGAAAUUUUAUAAACAUUUAUGCUCGUACUACAAAAUAUAAAAAUUCGACCAUUCCAUAUUUGGCACGAGUAUUGUGUGAAGAGACAAAUAUCAGAAAAGAACUUUUGCAACUUUUGAAUCAGUAACUAAACUAUAAAAUGAAAUGAUGCAUAUUAAUAAAUUGCACAAACUUAUAUUAAGGCUAAAGUUGAACAGGACUUGAAAUCACUUAUAUGUACCACAUCACCCAUCAUGCUGUUGGCCCUUCGAAACUCAACAUCGCUAAAAACUGCCAUGUCCCCAUCUCAGGACGCUGUAUAAAAUCCUAUACGAGCAGCAUUCGUAACCCAAAAUAAAGAUGAGAAUGGUUUGCAAAUAGUUUUCUACAUGCUAAUCAACUUACACGGACAGAACACCAUUGAACUACAAAUGGCGGCGAUAGCGAUACAAACGUCUUGUGAAGAGAGUGAGCACUUGAAGGUCACCUUUACAAUUUUGAUCGGUAGAUUUUCCUUUGAGUGAACUUUGUGGCUAAUACGUGUUGCACUUCAAUGAUGAGGGCUUUGAAAUAGCCAUAAUGAUAUCAGAUGGACGUUAUAUUCGUCAGCUAAAGGGAAAAAAUUAAUAUACGUGUAGAUUUCACAGAUGUGAUAUGCACUAGAUCCAAAUAGAAUAUUAAUGUGCAACUUAAUCAGAGAAGUAUAACGUUUGAAGAUAUGGUCUCUUUCAGUUGGUUGUAUCAGGCUAUGAGAGAGCCGGUUGUGCAAUUUUUAUUUUAUACAGAAGAGAAAGUGUGAUAGAUGUUUUGGAAGUUCUAAUGUCCUUCGAAUCUAUCAUGGAUUAAGUGGACGACUGUAUAGAAUUUCACCAACUCUGUGAUUGUUCUCUGCCUUGUUCGCAUAUUGAGUAUGCCUAGGAUAAGGAAUUGUUCACCAGAGGUAGGAUCAAUUCAUCUGAUAUGUACACAUCCCAAGAUAUUUCUCAAUGCAGCCGAAGGUAUUCGAAGGAACACAAUCUCAAUCUUUGCUUGAAAAGACCAUAUCCAGUUUCUCCGAGCAGGCCUGAUGGUGAUGAAAAGUGCAAAGACUGAUCCAACACCAUUACUAACUAGAUCUUGUGGACAAAGUGACUAGUAGACUUUCUGAUGACUAUAACGCAGCUAUAAAAAAUGUACAACUGGGAUUCUUUUUUCACUGAACUGUCAUAAACUCUUUUUAAUUUGGACAUGUACAUUUUUCUUAAGAUAUUUUAACUUGAUUGGUUAUUGUCCCAUUGCAAAUAUAUGCAUC
This is a messenger RNA of Trichobilharzia regenti, 2207 nucleotides long. Lineage: Eukaryota; Metazoa; Platyhelminthes; Trematoda; Strigeidida; Schistosomatidae. The record is from the annotation of a GenBank genome assembly.